This is a messenger RNA of Hibiscus syriacus, 714 nucleotides long. RefSeq lists its product as uncharacterized. Gene Ontology annotation, molecular function: oxidoreductase activity, acting on iron-sulfur proteins as donors. Bases 1 to 561 code for a protein of 186 amino acids. Gene Ontology annotation, biological process: photosynthetic electron transport in photosystem I. Gene Ontology annotation, cellular component: chloroplast thylakoid membrane. The transcript is spliced from 6 exons. The record is from RefSeq and is a predicted model, not a curated record. Lineage: Eukaryota; Viridiplantae; Streptophyta; Magnoliopsida; Malvales; Malvaceae.
AUGCAGCUUUUUCCUUUCAGUUCUAGCUCGUUAAUGUCAAGUGGUGGUGAUACCUCGCUUCAUCGGAGGUUCCUCCGUCGUAAACCCACCCUUACUCCGGACCAAACAACCGUCGUUCUCGUUCGCGUCUCGGGUUUCUCCGCCAGCGAGAGCCAGGGUUUCACCGCCGCCAAGGAGGAAGGUCCAUCUUGCCUGUUCGUUGGCCCCGAAACCGCCAGUCAAGAAACCUUAGAGGCCCUCUAUUGCCAAGCACGAGAUGCAUAUUACAGUGGGCAGCCUUUGAUUGUUGAUGACAUGUUUGAUAGAGUAGAGUUAAAGCUACGUAGGUAUGGUUCUAAAUCCGUUGUUAAGUACCCUCGAUGCAGUAUAAGGCGACAUUCUACUUAUGCAGAUGCAGAGGGCAGGAAGAUUUGUCGCAAAGUUGGCAUUAGCGAGCAUAUGGAUCCUGAUUUUGCAUUUGGCUGUACUUUGUGCCUUGUGCCUAUCAUUUACACAAUUAGUCUAGCAUAUCAAGAACCAUUCAGUUCAGAUAUGCCCUAUGACAGCCAAGCAGCCACUUAGAGUUUCUUCCACUGUUAAUGGCAUUCUCUUUAUGGGCAUUGGUUCGUGACUGGCUAUCCACUUGCAUCAGCUGCUGUUCGGGUGCUUCAAAGACUGUGGAGAAAUGAUUUGGUUAGCUCUGAAGGGGGCAUGCCCUAAUUGUGGGAGGUGAAU